GCAAAGAGGAUGUUGGCUCAGAAGUGCAGUGUUGCCACACAGCUGCAUAAGGACAGUUGACAAAAGUCAAGUCAUUUGCACAUGAAAAAUGCUGCAGCUUGUCGUAUUGGAUGUCUUGCUGCUUCCGCUCAUCAUCACAGGCCCCAACGCUGAUGCUCAAGGUUUCGACAUCGCCUUCCCCUGUUAUGAUUUGGUCUGCUAUAACGUAUGGAGCUUUAGGAUAAGAAAAAGCAGAGAAACCAUUGUCAUAAUUAGUAAUGGAGUGAUCAAGGAGGCAACACAAAGCAAGGAGGACACAGAGUGCACGGUUUAUGUCCAACAUCUAAGAGAAGACGAUGACAAACAUUAUUGCAAGCAAGCAGUUGAUGACUUCACCGCCCAAAAGGAUGCUCCAGCGGUGAACUUGGUUCCAGGCAAAAUGGCAUCUUUCCAGUGCGUUCUGCUGUCCUUCUUGAAGAACGGGCUUUGCAACCUGCGUCAAAAGGAGGUGCGCUUGGCGUGGGUGGACCAGGCUGGCGUGGAGCUCCAGGACGACUCUCGGCAUGGCAUAAGAUAUAAAUCAAGCUGUCACGUCACGUUGACUGUCACCUUGCAAGGUCCUGGCAGGGAGACGUUCAAUUGCAGAGUCAAAGUGGGAGACGGUUUUUGGAUUUCAGAGGAGCUGCGAGUCCAACUAACAGCUACCAGAGGGAAGGGAAGGGGAGGCUUCAACGUGGAAGGAGAACCUCAGGAUUCCCGCCACUACCAUGCCAGCGUGGUCGUGGGGGUGCUGGCCUGUGCGACGUUGACUGCCUUGGUCGCAGUGUUUGUGGUGAGGCGGAGAAGGAUGGCCCGUAAGUCACAAACAGGAAAAAAGCACAACAUUCAACAUAUUGACGUGUCCGAGAUGUCCAUCUCCUGUCCCUCGAAUAAUGUUGAUGACGAUGUCGUCUACGCCGAUGUUAUCCUCCCUGCCUGCACUGAGAGAGUGUCUUUCUGCGAGGACGACGCCACCGAAUGGAGUAAGGACGCAGCCAGAAGAGAAGAAACAACAUUUGUUCUUCUUUCUUUCGACAGAGAAUUCUCUCAGAACUUUGCAGUCAUGAUCCAGAGAAAGGAGGUGGUCCUGUCAGUCUUGAAGGAUCUCCAGGAGGCCACAGAGAACGCAGGCCUGGAGGUUCUGACCAGGAAAGCUUUGGAAGUGGAUCAGGUCCUGGCUCCCUUCCAGCUGCCUCGCAUGCCCUGCCAGGACUUCCCAGAGUGGGUCAGAGUGGACAACAUCGCUCAAGGGUUGUACCCAGGGGACGCACCUGUGGACCUUCUGCCUCUCCACUGCAAAGGAAGAGGCAACCUGUUGUUUGACGCCGCCAGCAUGUUGCUCAUGGGCAAUAGUGCACUCGGCUUGGAGCUUCAGGUGAGGACCGUAGUGGAAAUGGUCCUGUGGAAGAGGUACUACCUGUCAGGCAUGAUCGACUCAAAGAUGAUGCUGCAGGCAGUGCGCUUCAGCCUCUGUGCUGAGGAAUCAGAGGAGAUGCUAAACCUGCCCGCGACCGUACUGGAGGCCAUCUUUGAUGCCGACAUCAAGGCCUCGUGCUUCCAGGGCUCCUAUGCCAACAUGUGGCAUGUGUACGCGCUGUCGUCUGUGCUGCAGUUCAGCAUCUACUCUAUUUACCCCAUGUUCAACCUCAAGAUACGGCCCUACUUCAACAGACUCAUACGGCCAAGGAAGUGGCCACAGGACUCCAAGACACAAACUCUGCACAUCAUGUGGUCUGGGGAGCUGAAUUCCGAGUCCUUGUUCAGACCAAAUCAUUUUGUGGCAUUGGUAAGAGCAAGUGACUUCACAGUGAAAUGUCCCGACAGCGAACCAAGGCUCUCGCCAAUGAAAAGUGAUGAACCUCCGAACAACCAGCCACAGUUUUCUUAUCCCAGUCUGAAGGACAAGUACAACAUCACUAAAAGGACCUUUUACCGCUGGAAGAGGCAGUCUCAAGAGCACUGCAAGAAAUCGGCAGCCCGUUACGAGGCAAAGUACUUUCUGCAGGCAUGCUACAUGGAAGGAAAACUCCUCCCACUGCACCAGUUCAAAGCAUUCUUUCCUGAAAUCUCCCGCUCGUCUUACUACAACUGGAAGCACGAGCUGCUGAAGUCUGGGGGAAACUUCUCUACAUCCUCGUCCACAGGAGAGGUCAGUCCUGGGGAGAGCACAGAGCAGGAAGUCUGGUCCUCGCCGGAAACCAGGCAGGACGAGUCAGACCACCACGACAAUGUGGCCAGCAUGUUUGGCCUCAACAUGGCCGUCCUGGAUCUGGACAGGGUCCAAAAUGUGGUCCACAUGCAGGAAGCCAAACGCUGCUUGCAGAACUGCAUCGCCAUGAACACCUCCUUACCCUUCAGGAUCUUCAAGCGUAACUUCCCGGGAAUCUCCAGAUCCACCUACUACAACUGGAGGAGGGAAGCCAUGUUGUUCAGCAGAGGUUACAAAGCCAGCGCUUGCAGCAGCGAGGACAGCUCAGAUGUCGAUAAGUGCCACAGUCCUAAAAGUCUCUCACCCACCCCCCAUAAUAUCGCUCGGGAUUUUGUGCCCAGAACAACAAUCUUCAGGCCGAAGCAUAGAAGUUUCCACCUGGCCUACGUGGGUAAGAAACAACUGAGAGACGGCGCUAAACUACUCGUCCAGAAGUCAAAAUUAUCCUUAAGCAAGUUCAAGCUCAGGUUUCCGACCUUGUCUCUUUGCUUCUUCUGGCUCUGGAAGAACAGCAGGAGGAAGUCGAAGGCAGUCAAUCAGAGGCCAGAAGCCCCUAAGGUGGAGCAAAGGCCCUUGACCGUCGCCACAGAAAUAAUGAUGGCAGAUAACCACAGGGUGUUCCCAUUUAUGGUACCUCCCACGUACGUAGCUCGUCCCAACAUAGCUGCCUUCAACGCCCCGCAACCCCAGCGCAGCCACGUGGGGGCGCCGCCGGACGAGCGCAUGCUAGAUGUGGUAACGCUGGCCAACUUCAAGGCCAAAGCCAAGCUGUUCCUGCAGCAGCGCUUCGAGGAGAAAUCCUUUCCCAGCUUCAAGGAGUUCCGCUCCUAUUUUCCCUUCACCCCACGCUCCACCUACUACAUGUGGAAACGGGCACUGCAUCAUGGGGUGUCGCUGGUUCACGGCUAGAGCAUUGGUGAUGCCUAUUCACACCCCUUCCUCCACCUCCUGGUAAUUUGCACAUGUGUGGAAAUGUUGCGGGCGUGUUGGAGGCCUGUAGGCAAAAGGCAGUUCAAAGUGUGGAUUCCCUGCUAAGCACCGUACCAUGCGCCCUUUACUUUUCAUUGUAAACUAUGCGCAUGUUGUUAUGACUCCAUGUUUUUUGAAGAUAAUUCUGACAUUUGAGGCUUUUGAUGCGACAGCUGCAUGAUUAAACGGGUACCGCACUUUUUCGGGGAAUUUUGCCUAUCUUUCACAAUCAUUAUGAAAGACAUGACGAAGGAUAUAUUUAAUUUUUACUGCAUUCUAUCUGGUAAAUAAACGUACAUAAAAGUGCGCUUACAACAAAGCCAAUGGGAGGUCCACCAUUUUUCCGCCCAGAAAAGCCAUUAAAUAACCAUCCAAAAACCGCCAACAAAAUACGUUUACAUUUCAUGACUUGAAUAUUAACCAAGUAUUAGUGAUAUUGUUAUUAUAAGCGCUAACACAGACACACUAUUUAUAGCGGCGCAGUGAUCCCUACCAUGUGUGCCAAUCAUUGGCUGGUGAGCUGCUUUCUCAUGUUGGAGCUCUUGGAAGUUUACUCUAUAUUAUAAAUAUUGUCUCUCACCUUGAUAGUAGAAGGAUGAGGAUGUAAUCCGACAAAUUUGUACAUUUAGGAAUCCAAUUUAGACACGGAAAUGGCGAGAAAGACACAAAAAGACACUCGGUUCUGCCCCCCCUUUUCUUUGCGAGUAUGAUUCUUAAUCCAAACAGGAAUAUAACAAAAUUCUAGCAGUCGGCAUCUUAGUGACAUCUUAAUGACAUUUUAUUAUGAUUGUUGGCUCUCAUAAAGUCGGCAAUGAGCAGUAAUCAGUGAUGUUGUUGAAGAAAAAAAGCGAAUGUUGUGAUGCGGUUUUGAAAUUAUUGUGUUGUAUGUUUAAAAUAGGCAGAAUACGUAAAUUAUAAGUAAAUAUAUUUUAUAAAUUAGCCUGACAGUACAUUACAUAUAUACUUACAUCAUGUAUAUAAAACCCUAAUGUAGGUUUUGAUGUUUUUUCAAGGGCUUUAUCAGCAGAAUAGAGCGACUGCCUUAGGCUCCCUUAUAAGCAGACUUUUGUGAUCGCAUGUAUUUAAUAUUUAGAAAGCAAAAAAAAAAGAAAAAAACGAGUGUUCUUGUCUUAUGAUUCUUAAAAUUGUGAACGAUGGGCAAAAUUAUCCCCAAAAAGUGCAGUUCCCCUUUAAGGUACAUUUUUGAUUCCCACAACACACUUGUUGAAUGUCUUGACCUCAGUGCACCUUCUGGUCUGUUUUUGACGGAUUUAAUGAAGAUAUUUAAUUCUUUCUAUGACCACUUACACCAAAACUACCUACUAUUACGAUAAUCUAGUAUUUUUCACACUCCAGUGUUUCGAAUUACCUCAGAGCUGAUGUAUUUAUUUUCUUGCUUUGUAUAGGGGUAUGGGUGAGGCAAACUGUGCUGUGUUGGUAAAAUAAUAAACCGUGCACUGCCACCGUCA
Molecule: messenger RNA, 4665 nt
Organism: Nerophis ophidion (straightnose pipefish)
Lineage: Eukaryota; Metazoa; Chordata; Actinopteri; Syngnathiformes; Syngnathidae
Gene: vrtn
Product: vertebrae development associated
Exons: 10
Coding region: 89-3136 (1015 amino acids)
Biological process (GO): regulation of transcription by RNA polymerase II
Cellular component (GO): chromatin
Source: RefSeq, a predicted model, not a curated record